UGUAUUUUUCAUGUUAGGAUUAGAAGAGCGCCUGUAGAGCAAGAGAGGAUUGAUUGAAGGGAUGAAAGGGGGUAGGAAGAAAACCGAGCUUCCGCUCGCGCCGCGGCCAAAUGACAAAGACAGCAAGCUCGACGGAGCUGGUGGCGGGGGCGCUGCCUGUUGUGGUGAUGCUGGUGGUGUUACUGUCGUGGUAGGUGUGGGUGCUGAAGGUGCAGUUGGGAGGAACGAGGAGGAGAUGGCGCUGGCCACGGCGGAGGAGGACAAUGAGGAGGAGGGUGAAGAUGAAGGAAUCGGCAAGGAGGAUGGAGAGGUAGGAGCUGCGGGAGAGAGGCCAAAACUCGAUGAAGGUUUCUACGAAAUUGAAGACGUGAGGAGGAAAAGGGUUCGCAAGGGGCAAGUCCAAUAUCUUAUAAAAUGGCGUGGCUGGCCAGAGGCAGCCAAUACCUGGGAACCAUUUGAAAACCUACAAUCCUGUUAUGACGUCAUCGAAGCAUUUGAAGAGAGCCGCCAUACCGGCACCCGGAAACGUAAGCGCAAGUCCGGGACUCCUCACUCUCAACCCAAAAGGAAGCAGCGUUCCACCCCAAAUUCAUCUGUUGUGAAGCUCAAGGAAACAGUUGAUGUUCUGCUUUCUUCAACUCCUGACAACACAAGUCUGGCCAGUCUUUAUCCUCCUGAAGGAACUGAAGCAGGCAAUGCAACUGAGGGCAAGACAUUUUGGGAUGCAGAUAACAUGCAUGAAGACGUCAACAAUGAGAAACCCACCCAGCAACCAAAUGAUAACGGCUCUUUAAAUGUGUCCCUGGAACCAGUACUAAGUACAGAAGCAAAUGGAGCUGAUCCUAAAUUGAGCGAGCUCAAGGGGAUCGCUUCUGAUCAAGUAAAUAAUGACAAGUUUACCAUACAUAUCCCUGAUGCUAGGACUACUAAAGAUGGGCUUUCAAAGGCUGAGGAUGUGGAACCAGAUCGAAACAGUCGCUUUACUGGCGCCAAAAGGAGGAAGACUGGAUCUGUGAAAAGAUUCAAACAGGAAUCAGUCUCUUCUGGCAGGGUCCAGAAUUCAACUGCAUUAUGCGGCAUCAUAUCUUCUGGGAGAGUUGAACCACAGGGGAUCGCAGAAGCCGGGACCAUGGGGGAGGACACAGGUGAGAAGACCAAGUCGGAUUAUUUCACAAGUUCAUCUUCUAUUGCAAAGAUCAUCAAGGUAGUUGGCUAUUCAGCUUCUAUAUCAAACAAUGUUCAAGAUGCAUCCGUAAACUUUUUGGUUUUGAGGUCUGAUGGGAAAGAAAUGGUGGUGGAUAAUGAAUUUUUAAAGACUAACAAUCCUCUUCUGUUGAUCAGCUAUUAUGAGCAACAUCUUCGCUAUAGUCCUCCAAAAUGAGAUGAUGUACUAGAAAGAAUCUGUGGUUUGGUUGACACUGCAGAAUUGCUUCAGCAAGUUUCAUUGUACUUUCACUGCAGUUAAUGUCCAUAGGGAUGGAGACGUGGCUGGUUUUUUUGGAAUAUUGUAUAGUCGAAAAAAUAUCUAGCAAAGAUAUGAAUUUGGUGAGGACAUCGGCUGCAUAAUGCUCACGUGCAGUGUUAUUUUGGUGCUGUCCUUGUGUAUGGGUCUAAUGCAAACAGAAGGGAAUGCCCCGAGUACUACUGUAAGAGAAUUCUGUGUAGAGGACUCGGACCUGAUGUUUAAAUCAAGAUGCGUAACAUUUACUGUCAUCCUUAAUGGGUUAGCUCCGCUGUUAAUGCAUUAGGUUGGUAGGACUUUUUAUCAAAUACAAGAGGUACCAAAAGGCUCCUCACUUCAUUUGAUGGAAAACAAAAUUAUAGAUUUGCUGAGAUUUCAGAUUGUUGUACUAUGCAAGUCAAGAGAUUAUUACUGAA
Molecule: messenger RNA, 1878 nt
Organism: Macadamia integrifolia
Lineage: Eukaryota; Viridiplantae; Streptophyta; Magnoliopsida; Proteales; Proteaceae
Product: chromo domain-containing protein LHP1-like
Exons: 7
Coding region: 62-1381 (439 amino acids)
Biological process (GO): heterochromatin formation
Cellular component (GO): nucleus
Source: RefSeq, a predicted model, not a curated record